AUGCGUUUGGCCCAGCUGUACCAAGACCGUCAUGUGCUGGCCACCUGUGCAGCUCCAAGGGCUGCGGCAUGUCCGCUUCUGAUCAGUUGCAGCAAUGGAAGGGCAGCGCCAUUGGCCGACCAACGCAGUGAUCAACCCGAAGUUCUUUUAACGCCAAGGAUAGCCUCACAAGGCGUGGAGAAGCGAUCGCCGAUCGACUUUGAAUGUUGGCGUCUGGUAAACUUGCGUGCGCAGCAGGAGAACAAGCUGCGCACCGACAGCGGGAUCGAGGAAGCAGACGCAUUCAUAGCGUUAACGGGAGUUCAGGCGAAGUUGUGA
Gongylonema pulchrum is the source of this 318-nucleotide messenger RNA. Lineage: Eukaryota; Metazoa; Nematoda; Chromadorea; Rhabditida; Gongylonematidae. The record is from the annotation of a GenBank genome assembly.